UCGAAUGUUAAGUGUUGGUGAGGCGCGUCGUUGGUAGUCAGUCAGUGUUUGGGAAAGCUGUUCACUUGUUAAAGUUUGUUGAUUUUUAUUUUUUCGUUUCUUUUCACUCAUCUCGUUAAGGAAUUGAAGCACUCGAGCCACAUAAGUGACCAGAUGCAGAUGAUGCAAUGCAUCUUGAGGAAUGACUGAGUGACAGGUCAUUCCUACGUAAUUCAUUGUUUGGACACGUUUUGAGUGCAUAAUUUACUAACCGGAAAGAUCCUCUAUACUUCUUAGGAACAAAAUAUUCGCACGCCGUUGAGUCUGGCAGCGUAACAGUUCAACACUGCUUCGAGUCAGCGCCGCUUGAGCGGAGUCCAAAUACAUUUUUCGCAUUUGUAUCAGACGCCUUAUGGUACUCCUCUUCCUUGCUUUAUAUUCUGCACACGACGAAAAUUAUGUGGGUAUUUCCUAAAAUAAUGUAUGGAUUUUCAUUCCCAAAUUGGUUUGCUCCAGACUCGAAGCAGUGACCCUCGAGCACGAGCCGCGUAAGUGAUGAAGCGUCAGUGCUCCCUCGGUUCCUGCACACUGACCCUCGCUGUCAGUGUGUUAACGUGCGGGUCCUCCAUCCUCUUGAUUAUUCACCCAUAUCAGUAUUAAAUGUAGUGACCGUUUACUCUACAACGCAGUGGUGCAAACUUUUUAGUGAAUAGCCAACUAGGAGCUGGAGUUGACUCAGUCACAGGAGAGUCGCGGCAUCCCAGCCUGCUUCUCCCCGUGGCGGCCACUGGGCGACAUCAGAGGCAAGGCUGAUGUGGCGCGUGGCGUGGUGGGAGAGGAAAUUACGGGGGAGACUGUUGUGGCGGCAGUCUCAAGCUCAGGUGUCUGGUUUCGUGGAUGCCUGCACUCGAUUCUGAUUGGUUGAGGUCCUGCUGUGUUGCAAAAGCUGACGACAUCCGCUGUUCCUCAUAAUGCUGGAUUUGCAUCAGGGUUCACAAGGAGGCUGAUCUCUAAGCCUUCUGCCUCCCUCUCACAGUACGGUGGCUAUGCAUGGAACCAUCAGCUACACAACGCGGUAUUGACUUGCGACUCGUGUGUAGCGUAUCAGCGUCUUCUGUGGCGAGGCAUUCCAGGUCUGGCCUUGUUUUGGCCCUCGUCAUCUCUCACUGCCGUUCCCUGCUGCAAAAAAACAAUGAAUGGGAGAAGAAAAAAAUAGAUGGUUUUUAAAAUAUGUGGAGAUGGGUAAGGUACACGAGGUUGCUUUCGUCUUCCCCACUCUGUUUCGUCUCAUCAGUGGCGCAGGUGAGGCACACAAGAGCGAGGUGCGUCUUGAGUGGCAGACAGAGGGCGACCUGUGGCUUGACACUGCUUUCACCCGCCCUUAUGACCCGCCCAACACGGAGAUGACGUGCGAUAAGCUGUUUGGGACCACCCGUGCCCUGACAAGCGGCCCAUGUCCAUAUCUGCUGGCAUGGAGUGUAGGUCUGCUGGGUGUGGAAGAUCUCCUCCCAGUGGAAGUGAAAGGCCGCCACCUUCUUGUAGGAGGGUCGCGGCAGGCAUCACCAUCACCGGCCGAGAUUCUGCACCAAAGCUUCCACCUUGAGCGGCUUGUGUCUGAGGCGCCGCCACACACACACGCCGCGCUUCUCACCGUUCUCUGGAUCCUGUGUUUUCAUUUUGUCUGUAGAGUCACUGGGUGGCAGUAGGUGUUUCAUUUGUGUUUCCAGAUUCAUUGACACUCAGCAAACUUCAGGCCUUCGAUUCCCGUCUCUGAUUGGACGACUGCCUGCUUGCGUGAGAGAGAGAGAGAGAGAGAGAGAGAGAGAGAGAGAGAGAGAGAGAGAGAGAGAGAGAGAGAGAGAGAGAGUGUGUUUGUGUGUGUGUGUGUGUGUGUGUGUGUGUGUGUGUGUGUGUGCUUUAUCUGAUAAGCACUCACAGCCAGUCAGUUGCAGCAUUACCUAUCUGCGUGAAAACCUGUACAUAAUUUAACUUUCCUCCUUUCUAUCAUACUCAGCUCGGCAUAUUCUAUUAUCUCUGCCCUAGCAAUCUUAGCUUAGUGACCCCGCAACGCACACCCAUCAUAAAUCACACCCACUCAGGCCACCACCACUGCAAAAUUUUCUGUUGUGUUUAACUUAGGAAAUUGUUGUUUUAUCGUCAUACGUACCGCAAUAAAUCACCAACCAUCACAAGUACAAGUUUAGCACAAGUUUUCGCCCAGUGACUGUAUCCUUUAUAGUCAAAUAUGGCUACGGUAAAUACUUCGCAUCUUUGGUUGUAAAA
Molecule: messenger RNA, 2262 nt
Organism: Scylla paramamosain (green mud crab)
Lineage: Eukaryota; Metazoa; Arthropoda; Malacostraca; Decapoda; Portunidae
Exons: 8
Coding region: 1176-1685 (169 amino acids)
Source: RefSeq, a predicted model, not a curated record